Messenger RNA from Cuscuta epithymum, 10660 nucleotides. Lineage: Eukaryota; Viridiplantae; Streptophyta; Magnoliopsida; Solanales; Convolvulaceae. The record is from the annotation of a GenBank genome assembly.
UUCGAACAACUCCUGGAGUUACAAUCAACUUUAUUCCAGACAUGGUUUUUGCUUGUCCGUAACUACUUGCUGAAUGCUGAUCUAGCUUCCGAUUAAUGCUGACUCCAUCCAAUCUUCAAAAGAAAAAAGAAACCCAACCGUUCUCGAUCUUGAAGCCCAAAACCCUACGAAGUGCUUCUGAUUUCAUCUGAGCAGUUGAUUCAAUUACCUUAAUGACUUGUGCUGCCAGUUAAAGACGUUUGAUUCCAAUAAUUAUCGGUAUGACAGUAUGAACCAAUUAUUGCUCUUUCUUUUUUUUAUCAAUCGAUACGAUUGAGGAAUUAGAGAGUGAUAUGGGAUGAGAGGCUGGAAUAGCAUUCCGCAUACUCUAUUGGUUUUUCAUAUUUUUCUGGGUAAGCAUGAACAUUGUCAAAGGUGUUGCUGACCUUUUACGGAGGGGAUCAAGUAGCUAUGGGGGUGACACUAGGUCAGGGUCACCACUCGAGAGAUUCUCUCCUCCCACUCCAUCAAUCCGAUUUAGUGAGAUUGGGGAUGAGUCAAUUCUGAAUGCACUCUGGGCACGGUACGAGAAUGUCACUGAUAAGGUGGAAAAGAAGAGGUCUUUUCAAAUUUUCUUGAAGCAAUUCCUCGUUGUAUUUAAGAAUUGGGAACCGGUUAAUAUUGAACAAUCUGUGGAGGGUAUUUUAUGUGCAUCUACCUCGGAGGGUUCAAAACAUGGCCCCGAUGUUGUACUUGGCUGUUCAUUUGGUCAUCCUGCGGAAAUAAUUCUAUGUUUAACUGAAGAGCUUGCACAAAUAACCAUCAUUGUUAGUGAAUAUCAGUUGGGAGCUUUCUCUACCUUAACAUCUGAAGGUUUUCCUAUCUUAGAUGCUUUGACUGUUGUGGUUCGUUCAUUGCACAAUUGCCGACUUUUUGGCUACUAUGGCGGGAUCCAGAAGAUUACUGCAUUAAUGAAGGCCACAGUUGUGCAACUCAAGACCAUUGCUAGUGCACUUUCAACAGAAGGAAAUAUGUUAAACAAUGUUGUGGAGAGGACUACAGUUUUUCAGAAUACUCUAGUGCGUGCUGUUUCUAUAAUAGGCAGCUUUGUCAACUUGCAGUCGAACAUAUAUAGGACUCAUCUAAACAGAAGUCACUUGGAGUCUUUUGUCUUGAGGGGUAGCAUGGAAACAACUGAACCUUCUACAGACGUGAGUGGCGCUCUCACUGAAGUAUUGUUGCAGUGGCAUAAAAAGGCAGUUGUGUCUGUAAUGGAAGCAGGUGGCCUUAAUUGGUUAGUAGAGCUGUUACGUGUCAUGAGGAGGUUGAAUAUUAAAGAACAACAAACAGAUAUUUUACUACAGAGGUUAGUUCUUGAAACUCUUCAAUCAGCGCUAACUGAUAAUCCUCGGGGUCAGAACCAUUUUCGAAGCAUUGGGGGACUCGAAGCUAUGUUGGAUGGCUUGGGAGUUGUAUCAAACAAUGCUUUGUUAUCUGAAGAUUUCUCAAGUUCUGGCAUGACGAGGAGUAAUAAUUUCCUAUCAGAUAUUUUCCACCUCCAUGUUCUUUUAUUGGAGGUACUUAGGGAGGCUGUCUUUGGAAAUUUAAACAACAUGCAGUUCCUAUCAGAGAAUGGAAGGGUGCACAAGUUUGCAAAUAGCUUCUGUUCACUAGCAUUUACACUUCAAAAAAUCAGAAUGGAUGAUGAUGGCCCACUAGGCAGUUUUGACAAUAGUGUUACAGCCUCUACUGAAGCUGAAGGGAAAAAGGAUAUAUCCACAGUUGCAGUCAAGCUAUCGUAUUUACAUAGUUGGAAUGAUUACGUUACCACGCUGUGCAGUGUUCUUUUUUCUUUUUUGCUUGCAUCAGAGGAUAGUAAAUCACAUAAAGUUCAAGCAUCAGCUCAAAGAAGUAAUUUGUCACUGUCCUCGGCUUAUGUUGAACUUUCUGUAAAGUGGUUGAUUAGAGUGCUUCUUAUAGUUUUUCCAUGCAUAAAAGCUUGCUCGAAUGAAAAGGAGCUUCCUUACCAUGUAAGGUUUUUUAUACAUGUUCUUCAGCGUUCUGUCCUCUCUGCAUUCAAGAAGACACUGACUUUUUCAUCAUCACUAGUUGCGGUAUUUCGAGCUGAAGGAGCCUGGGACUUCCUCUUCUCUGAAAACUUUUUUUAUUUUGAGCUGGCUCCAGGGGAAUUUUGUGGUUAUGAUGGACUCAGCUGUGAAAUUGCACUGGCCAUCAAUGAACAACAGCAUGCUUCAAAUUGCACUGGUAGCUCUAUAAGUCUUAAUGAAGUUGAAGCUAUUCUGCGAGAAGUAAUUUCAUUUAUGGAAUUUGUAGCAACUUCAACGGGAAGUUCACAUAACUUGCCUGAAUGUGCAGUUUUGUUAGAUGCACUUGAACAAUGUGCUUGUAAUCCUCGGAUAGCUGAUGCCCUUGCUAGGAGUCUGCUUCAAAUAUUGCAGCUUUCGUAUGAGAAAUCUAUAUCUUCUUUCAAGACACUUGAUGCAAUUCCCCGUGUUCUUAAGGUUGCAUGCAUUCAGGCUCAGGAGUCGAAGAGGCCUACCAUAGGAAGUCCUCACAUGCAUUUAAGUCGAGUCAAAAUGGAAACUUCUUUUGAGGAAGAAAUGUUGAUUUCUGCUGAGGCAGUCCAAUGUUGGCAUAUCAGCAUGGCAACUUGCAUUGAAAUCUUCACAACAUACUUCUCUCUUACAGAUGAUGCAAAACAUUUGAUGUUGCGCAGUUCUGCUUGUGUUGAUCGUUUGUUCGACUUAUUUUGGGAAAGAGGCCUGAGAAACCGCAUGCUUUCUUAUAUUCUUGAACUGAUGAAGAUUAUCUCUAUAUCUGAGGAAGACCAGAAAGCAAAACUUCACCUAUGUGCGAAGUAUUUAGAGACAUUCGCGCAUGUAAAGGAGCAAGAGAACUUUGUAGAAUUAUCGAUUGACUUGCUUGUUGGAAUGAGAGAUUUGCUUUCAAUUGAUCAGGAGUACUAUCAGGCUUUAUUCUGUGACCGUGAGUGUUUCAUACAUGUCGUCUCUUUGCUCAAUGGGAAUCUUAAUGUGAAAGAUGGUGAGAAGCUGGUUCUGAAUGUCCUCCAAACACUGACCUGCUUGCUUACAAGGAAUGAUUCCUCAAAGGCUGCAUUUAGAUCGCUUGUCGGUGUGGGCUAUCAGACAUUGAGAAGCAUACUCUUAGACUUUUGCCAAUGGCAGCCAAGUGAAACACUUCUGAAUGCUCUGCUUGAUAUGCUGGUUGAUGGGAAGUUUGAUCUCAAAGAAAGCGCUGUUAUAAAAAAUGAAGAUGUCAUCUUGCUCUAUAUGAGUGUUUUGCAGAAGUGCAGUGGCUCUUUGCAGCAAUAUGGGUUAAAUGUUUUUCUACAUCUUCUAAGGGAUUCAAUAUCAAACCGAGCUUCUUGUGUUAGAGCAGAGAUGCUUAACUUCCUUCUUGAUUGGUUUGCGCUUGAAGGAGAAGAUGAUGUAGUCCUGAAAAUUGCCCUAUUGAUUCAGGUCAUUGGUGGCCAUAGCAUUUCAGGGAAGGACAUACGAAAAAUAUUUGCUCUACUUCGAAGUGACAAAGUUGGGUCUCAUCAGCGAUACUGUUCAUUGCUAUUAACCAGUGUGUUGUCAAUGCUAAAUGAGAAAGGACCAACUGCCUUUUUUGAUCUUAAUGGGGUGGACUCUGGAUUAUCAAUCAACACUCCAAUUCAGUGUCCUUUGAGUAAAGGACUUUCCUUCACUUGUUGGUUAAGGGUGGAAAGCUUUCCCAGAAGUGGGACAAUGGGGCUUUUCAGCUUUCUUACUGAAAGUGGAAAAGGAUGCAUUGCUGUCCUCACAAAGGACAGUUUAAUCUAUGAGUCAAUUAAUCAGAAGCGACAGUGUGUCUCUCUUCAAGUGAACAUUGAGAGGAAAAAGUGGCAUUUGUUGUGUCUCACCCAUACAAUUGGUAGGACAUUUUCUGGGGGCAGCCAAUUGAAGUGUUAUUUGGAUGGAGUUCUUGUAUCAUCUGAGAGAUGCAGAUAUGCAAAAAUAAACGAGCAUUUGACUUGUUGCACCAUUGGUACAAAAAUAACAUUUCCUUAUGAAGAGGAUAAUUCUAUGCUCUCAAUCAAGGAUUCAUCCCCCUUUUUUGGUCAGAUUGGUCCAAUUUACCUGUUCAAUGAUUCCAUUACUUCCGAACAAGUGAAACUUAUCCAUUCUCUUGGGCCAAGCUACAUGUACUCCUUCCUUGAUAGUGAAGUUGCAGUUGGUUCGGGAAAUCCAUAUAGCAGUGGAGUUCUUGACAUGAAGGAUGGGCUUGCAUCUAAAAUUAUCUUUGGGCUUAAUGCACAGGCAAGUAAGGGAAGGAUGCUGUUAAAUGUUUCACCAAUCUUGGAUGCUGGGGCAGAUAAAAGUUCGUUUGAAGCAACUGUGUCUUUUGGGACACAACUAUGUUCCCGGCGGUUGCUACAACAUAUUAUAUACUGUGUAGGUGGGGUAUCUGUUUUCUUUCCUCUGUUCACACAGACUGAGCUGUAUGAGGAUGAAGAUAAUAAGCAUGUUUGUCAGACAUUGCUGACUCCAGUUACAAGGGAACGUCUGACAGCUGAAGUUAUUGAGCUUGUAGCAUCUGUAUUAGACGAGAAUUUAGCCAAUCAACAACAGAUGCUUCUACUGUCAGGAUUUUCAAUAUUAGGGUUUUUACUUCAAUCCGUUCCGCCUCAUCAGCUCAAUUUGGAAACACUUUCUGCCUUAAAACAUCUAUUAAAUGCGGUUUCAAGUAGUGGCUUGUCAGAUAUGCUAGUGAAGGAUGCUAUAUCAAAUGUAUUCCUUAAUCCACUUAUCUGGGUGCACUCAGUUUACAAGGUGCAACGCGAGCUUUAUAUGUUUCUUAUUCAGCAAUUUGAUAGUGAUCCAAGGUUGCUAAGAAGCCCAUGUAGACUCCCCCGAGUUCUCGAUAUGAUACAACAGUUUUACUGCAACGAUGUAAAAAGGUAUUCUGCUAUAGGGAACAAACCGCUUUUAGCUGUGACAGAAAGACCCACCAAAGAUGAAAUACACAAAAUUCGUCUCCUUCUGUUGAGUCUUGGUGAGAUGAGUCUCAGGGAGUACAUUUCAGUAUCAGAUAUAAAUGCUCUUAUCACAUUUUUUGAGAGUAGUCAGGACAUGUCAUGCAUUGAAGAUGUUCUGCAUAUGAUCAUUCGUUCUGUAUCGCAAAAGCCAUUGCUUGCUUCUUUUCUGGAGCAGGUCAAUUUGAUUGGUGGAUGCCACAUUUUUGUCAAUCUUCUCCAAAGGGAUUUUGAACCUAUAAGAUUGCUCAGUUUGCAGUUCCUUGGUAGAUUGCUUGUUGGUCUUCCAUCAGAGAAGAAAGGGUCGAAGUUUUUUAGCAUUGCCGUAGGGCGACCUAAGAACGUUUUAGACAGCCACAAGAAAGGGAGUUCAAGGUUGAUGCCCAUUUUCUCAGUAAUGUCGGACCACCUGUUCAAGUUUCCUCAGACAGAUCUUCUGUGUGCAACAUUGUUUGACGUUCUUCUUGGAGGUGCAAGCCCUAAACAGGUAAUACAAAAGCAUAACCAGCUUGACUGUCAGAGGAGGAAUAACUCACAAUUCUUUCUUCCUCAGAUCUUAGCCCUCAUUUUCAGAUUCUUGGAAAAUUGUGCUGAUGCUACUACAAGAAUCAAAAUUAUCAGCGAUCUACUUGAUCUUCUUGAUUCCAAUCCUUCAAACAUUGAAGCCCUACUGGAGCAUGGGUGGAACAUGUGGCUGGAUGCUUCUUUGAAGCUGAAUGCAUUGAAGAACUACAAACUAAAGAUACAUAUCCACAGUGAAUAUGAGAUUAGUGAACAAAACUUUAUUAGGAGUUUGUAUUGUGUUGUUCUUUUUCACUGCAUGCAUUCUGUCAAGGGUGGCUGGCAACACUUAGAGGAGACAGUGAAUUUUAUACUUCUCCAAUGUGAACAAGGUUGCCUGUCAUAUCAGUAUUUCCUUCGGAGUCUGUAUGAGGAUUUAAUCCAGAAACUGGUGGACUUUUCUACUGUGGAAAACACACUUGUGACACAGCCUUGCCGGGACAAUAUGUUAUACCUUCUGAAACUAGUUGAUGAGAAGCUUCUUUCAGAAAUAAGUUAUAAGCUUCCGUUUCCAGCUAGCAGCACAAACUUUUCAACUGAGUUCUUAGAACUCGAAAACCUCAACGACCUUGAUUCUGCCUUAUCUGAGGCGCUGCAGGGAGAUUUUGAUGAGAUGAGGAGUAUUGGGAUUCAGAAGUUGAAUGAUACAGAAGAGGAGAAAAUUGAUGAAGAGUUGUGGAGCUUGUAUGAUAACCUCUGGAACAUAAUUAGUGCAAUAAAUGGAAAGGGGCCAAAUAAGAUGCUACCGAAGUCUUCCCCAGCUACAAUGACAUCCUUUGGGAAAAGAGCUCGUGGGUUGGUAGAAUCGCUAAAUAUUCCAGCAGCUGAAAUGGCUGCUGUUGUCGUAUCAGGUGGAAUAAGCAAUGCUUUGGUAGGAAGGCCAAGUAAAUCUAUCGACAAAGCUAUGCUUCUAAGAGGGGAGAAAUGCCCCAGAAUUAUCUUUCGACUGAUGAUCCUGUAUCUUUGCAAGUCAUCCCUUGAAAGAGCAUCUCGAUGUGUGCAGCAGCUCAUUCCCCUUCUGCCCUGCCUUCUUACUGCUGACGAUGAGCAAAGCAAGAGCCGGUUGCAACUCUUCAUAUGGGCCUUGCUUGCUGUUAGAUCACAUUAUGGCAUGCUGGAUGAUGGUGCUAGAUUUCAUGUCAUUGCUCAUUUAAUACGUGAAACAGUACAUAGUGGAAAGGUAAUGCUAGCUACAAGUAUUGUUGGUAGAGAAGAUUCUGCUGAUUCAAGCAGCUUUGGUAAAGAAGGAAGCUCAAUUCACAACUUGAUCCAGAAGGAUCGAGUAUUUUCUGCGUUUUCUGAUGAAGUAAAAUAUAUAAAGAGCACAGAAGCUGACAGGAUCAGACAAUUAAAUGAGCUUCGUCUUAGACUAGAUGAACUUGCCAUGUUUGAUUCUAAUCAAAAGAAAGCAUUUCAAGAUGAGAUUCAGAGAAGUUUAAUUGCCAUUCUUGCCACAGACAACAAAAGAAGAGAUUCUUUCCAACUUUCUAAAGAUGAGGAGCAGCAAGUAGUUGCUGGAAAGUGGAUUCACACUUUCCGCUCUCUAAUUGAUGAGAGGGGUCCAUGGUCUGCGAAUCCAUUUCCAAACAAUAUCACAAAAUUCUGGAAACUUGAUAAGACAGAAGAUGCAUGCCGUCGCCGGCAGAAGUUGAGACGGAAUUAUCAUUUUGAUGAAAAGCUAUGCCUUCCUCUCUCUGCUGUUGCUUCUGAAGCCCAUUCUCUUGCUGCUAAUGAUGGAAAAUCUGGAUUUGGAGCCAAUAUUCCAGAGCAAAUGAAGCGUUUCUUGCUGAAAGGAAUUCACAAGAUUACAGAUGAGGGCUCUCUUGAAUUAAGUGAUAGUGAUGCUGAAUGUAGUAUUCAGGGGGUCCCUGCUCCUGAUGAUCCGACGGACAAACGGUCCUCAGAGGUUGUCAAAGAGACUGGUGACCAGACAAACAUUGUUCAGGACCGAAAUGAUUGCUCCUCUUCAUCAGCAGAAGCCGAAAAUAGCGAGGUUCUCUUGACGGUUCGCUGUGUUCUUGUCGCACCAAAGAGGAAGUUAGCUGGGCAUCUUACUGUCAUGAAGAAUUUCUUGCACUUCUCUGGUGAUUUUUUAGUGGAAGGUACUGGAGGAUCAUCUGUUUUUAAAAACUUUGACUCUUCAGGUACGCUUGAUCUAGGUAAGGCUGAACAGGAAGGUGGAAACCAGAAACAGAAACUACUGAAGUGGCCUGGCAUUUCUGCUCUUGAUUCUGAAAGGGGAAAAGCUAUUGAUAGCAUAAGUGCAUUGUGUGGAAAUAUACCUCAAAAGAACCCUAGCAAUAUCAAGCGGCAUAGAAGAUGGAUCAUAUCCAAGGUAAAGGCUGUCCAUUGGACCAGAUUUCUGCUUAGAUACACAGCAAUUGAGAUAUUCUUCAAUGACUCUACUGCUCCAGUGUUUUUGAAUUUUGCAACACAAAAGGAUGCAAAGGAUGUUGGCAGUUUGAUCGUUACGAACAGAAAUGAAUCACUGUCUCCUAAAGGAUACAGGGACAAGACUAGCAUGAUUUCUUUUGUUGAUCGACGUGUUGCAUUGGAAGUGGCUGAAAUCUCUAGGGAAAGUUGGAGGAGAAGAGAGAUUACAAACUUUGAGUACUUGAUGAUUCUUAACACACUUGCUGGAAGAUCUUAUAAUGAUUUAACUCAGUAUCCUGUGUUUCCUUGGGUUCUGGCUGAUUAUUCAUCAGAGACUCUUGAUUUGAACAAGUCAUCUACUUACCGGGAUCUUUCAAAACCAGUUGGAGCACUAGAUCCAAAACGACUGGAGGUUUUUGAAGACAGAUAUCGGAGCUUUUGUGACCCUGAUAUUCCCAGUUUCUAUUAUGGCUCUCAUUACUCGAGCAUGGGAAUUGUGCUCUUUUACCUUAUUAGGUUGGAACCUUUUACUGCACUCCAUCGUAAUUUGCAGGGUGGCAAGUUUGAUCAUGCCGACAGACUUUUUCAAGGCAUCGAAGGCACAUUUCGGAAUUGCCUUUCUAAUACUAGUGAUGUGAAGGAAUUGAUACCUGAAUUCUUUUACAUGCCAGAGUUCCUCAUCAAUUCAAAUGGAUAUCAUUUUGGAGCGAAACAAGAUGGAGAACCAAUAUGUGAUGUUGUGCUCCCUCAAUGGGCUAAGGGUUCUCCUGAAGAGUUCAUUUGCAAGCACAGAGAGGCCCUUGAAAGUGAAUAUGUUAGCUCAAAUCUUCACCAUUGGAUUGAUUUGAUAUUUGGUUAUAAACAGCGCGGGAAACCAGCAGUUGAGGCAGCAAACAUAUUUUACUAUGUAACGUACGAAGGCGCUGUUGAUCUGGAGACAAUGGAAGAUGAAUUGCAAAGAUCAGCAAUUGAAGAUCAAAUUGCUAAUUUUGGCCAAACACCAAUUCAAAUUUUUCAAAAAAGACAUCCUAGGAGAGGCCCGCCCAUACCUAUAGCACAUCCUUUGCGAUAUGCACCUGGUUCUAUCGACUUGACCUCAAUCGUAUCAAGUACUAAUAAUUUACCAUCAACAGUGUUGUAUGUCAAUGUGUUUGAUUCUAGCAUUGUCCACGUGAACCAAGGUCUCACCAUGUCAGUUAAGAUGUGGUUAACAACCCAAUUGCAGUCUGGUGGGAACUUCACCUUCUCUGGCUCACAGGAUCCUUUCUUUGGAAUUGGUUCUGAUAUCCUUUCUCAUCGGAAAAUUGGGAGUCCUCUAGCAGAAAAUAUCGAACUUGGUGGACAGUGUUUUGCAACACUACCAACACCAUCUGAGAACUUUUUAAUAACAUGCGGUUCCUGGGAAAACAGCUUUCAGGUUAUAUCAUUAACGGAUGGAAGAAUAGUGCAGAGCAUUAGACAUCAUAAAGAUGUUGUGAGCUGCGUCUCAGUGUCAUCGGACAAAACCAUCCUUGCCACGGGAAGUUAUGACACAACUGUUAUGGUCUGGGAAAUUUCUCGUAGUAAAUUCCCUGAAAAGCGAGUUAAACAUACACAACAGGAGGUCCAUCACAUCAUUUCCGAGACUCCAUUCCACAUACUCUGUGGACAUGAUGACAUAAUCACUUGUUUAUAUGCAAGUGUGGACCUUGAUGUUGUUAUUAGUGGAUCAAAAGAUGGAACUUGUGUCUUCCACACCCUACGUGACGGCAGGUAUGUAAGGUCCAUCAGGCAUCCAUCUGGCAGCCCGCUAGCCAGGCUGGUAGUUUCUCAUCAUGGACGGAUUGUUCUUUAUUCUGAUGAAGACUUGAGUUUGCAUCUCUAUUCCAUAAAUGGGAAACACAUCACAUCUUGUGAAUCCAAUGGCCGUCUCAAUUGUCUUGAGCUGAGUGGGUGUGGUGAGUUUUUAGUUUGUGCGGGUGAUCAAGGUCAGAUUAUCGUGAGGUCCAUGAGCUCUCUGGGAAUCAUUAAAAAAUACAAUGGCAUAGGCAAAGUAGUCACUUCACUGGCGUUGACACCUGAAGAUUGCUUCUUAGCUGGGACAAAAGAUGGGAAUCUUCUUGUGUAUUCUAUAGAUAAUCUUCAGAUUCGGAAGCCGAGUUGUCAACAAAGUUUGAGGCCCAAACCCUCUCUAACAUGAUGGUUUUCGACAUCCAUGGCCAAGUUUAGUUUAAGAUUGUAGAAAUGACAAAAAGAAGAAUCAUAUCUUGGACAGUAGGUCUCAUUGAGGGAUUGCGGUGACAAGAGGAGGUCCCAUUGAGGUUGUGAAUAUGUUAUCAUUGUUAUUAUUAUAAUCCCAAGUAUUUAGUCAUGGGAUUUAGACGUCUUCAUUCUUCGCUAUUUUUUGUUAAGAUAUUUUUUCUUCAAUGUGAGUACACUCUCAUUGUGGGGCCUCAGCUUCAUGCUCCAACGUAUACUCCGUAUUUUCUUCAUCAUGUACGGAGUAUUACAUGUGUUUGUAAAUUGUAACACACACACACACUACACUUUUCACCAGUGGAAAUGUGGAAUGAUGAAAAUUCAAGUUCCUCAAAUUUUGGCUAUAUGGAAUUUAAUGUAAAGACGUUUCCUCAAAUUGCAUUGCCCUUCGGAAACGUGUAAUUUCUCCCAGUCAGCCUUGUUCUCUUUUGCUUUUAUUUUGUUUGUAGACAGUAUAAUUUUAAUGCCAAG